AUGACUAUACAAAGUUCAAGUAUUGAUAAAAAUAUUUCAAUUGACGGAGCUUGGACAACGUGGUGAUCAUACUCCCCGUGCACAAAGUCCUGCGGAAGCGGCACUCAGUUCCGUGAGCGCUCCUGCACCAACCCGCGCCCGGCUAACGGCGGAGCAGACUGUACCGGAAACGCCAGAGAGAAUCACGCGUGUAACACAGCCGCCUGCCCAACGGCACCUCCACCGACAACCACGGUUCAGACGCUCCCUCCAGCCACAAUGGCUACUGGUUGUGUUGAGCCCGCGGACAUUGUGUUCAUCUUGGACGCUUCCGGAAGCGUCGGGGCUUCGAACUUCCAGAAAAUGCUGGGCUUUGUCAACACCCUGGUAGACGGGUUCCCGAUCGGGCCCACGCAGACUCAUAUCGGACUGCUGACCUUUGACACGAAGGUCUACAACCAGUUCCAUCUGAACAAGUACAACGACAAGACCGCCAUCAAGAACGCAGUUACAAGCACUCAGUACACAUCUGGCACAACGCACACGGCUGAGGCGAUCAAGUACGCCCGGGAGACGUCCUUCUCCACCGCCAACGGCAUGAGGGCAAAUGUCGCCAAGGUCGCUAUCAUCGUCACUGACGGCAAAUCCAACAACGCCGCUGCCACGGCUUCAGAGGCAGCCAGCCUGCGCGCACAUGGUAUCACCGUGUUUGCGGUAGGUGUUGGGGCUGGCGCCCAACAGAGCGAGCUGAAUUCAAUGGCAACGGACCCGGACAGCUCCCACGUGUUCCAAGUGGACAAUUUCAACAACCUCGCCAACAUCAAGACCUCGCUUUCACACCAGGCGUGUGAAGUCAAAGUGGUAACGUUGCCGCCGACGACGCCUGCUCCGAAGGCGGACUGCCAAGCCCAGGCGGACAUUAUGUUCCUGCUGGACUCUUCCGGUUCCGUGGGCUCCCCCAACUUCCAGACAAUGAAGGGCUUUGUCCACGACAUGAUGAACAGCUUCAACAUCGGGCCUAACGCCGUCCAGGUGGGCGUGGACACGUUCCAGACGAGCGUCAAGGCAGAGUUCUACAUGAACACGUACCAAGACCGCCCGAGCGUCCAACAGGCCAUCAACAACAUCGCUUAUCACUCCGGCUUGACCCACACUGGCGAGGCUCUCCGAUUCAUGCACACUGACAGUUUCUCCGCCGCGCACGGUGACAGAGCCAAUGUACCCAACAUCGCCAUCGUGGUCACUGACGGACAGUCAAACAACCCGACCCUCACGGCUGCGGAAGCGAAGGCGGCCAGGGACGCCGGCAUAACCAUCCUUGCCAUCGGUGUCGGCCACGGUGUGGUGCGGUCGGAACUCAACGAGAUCGCUUCUGACCCAGACAGUACCCACGUUUUUACUGCCGACUCGUUUUCUGCCCUGAGCUCCUUGAAUGCCCUCCUGUCUACAAAAGCGUGUGAAGUAUCGAAACCUCAUGCACAGCCGCAUACCGCCCCUAACUGUGCGGCCAAGGCCGACGUCGCUUUCAUUCUCGAUUCUUCCGGAAGUAUUGGUGCCACCAACUACCAAAAAAUGCUCCAGUUCGUUCGUGACGUCACAUCUAAGUUUGACGUCGGUCCAGACAAGGUGCGCAUUGCAACGGAGAGUUUCAGCGACAGAACAUUCCCACAAUUUAAUCUGAACAGGUAUACGACCCAGCAGCAGGUGGACCAGGCCAUCGCCAACAUCCCGUACAAGCAGGGAACCACCAACACGGGACAGGCUCUCCAUGACGCCUACACCACGAUAUUCAACCAGAACAACGGUGACCGUCCUGGCAUACCCAACAUCGCCAUCGUAGUUACAGACGGACGGUCGACAAACCGACCUAACACUCUGGCUGAGGCACAGAAACUUCGCAACUCUGGCGUUCAGGUGUUUGCUGUCGGUGUAGGUGGCGGUGUGGAUACGUCGGAGCUAAACGCAAUCGCGAGCGACCCGGACAGUUCCCAUGUGCUUACCGUGCAGGAUUUCAGCCAGCUUGCCUCGAUCACCGCCUCCCUCAACAGCCAGGCAUGCGCCGCGAUCCCCCCAACUGGCCAGACAGUGAUGACAACGAUUCCUCCGCACGCAUGCCAGGACAACUUGCCAAACUGCAAAGCGUAUGAAUUACCCGGGGUGUGCACGAGCUACGCCGAGUGGUCGCACAGCAACUGCGCUGCAAGCUGUGGCUUCUGUCGUAAGUAA
This is a messenger RNA of Mya arenaria, 2205 nucleotides long. Its product is annotated as cartilage matrix protein-like. The transcript has 12 exons. NCBI's taxonomy places the organism in Eukaryota, Metazoa, Mollusca, Bivalvia, Myida, Myidae. The record is from RefSeq and is a predicted model, not a curated record.